Penicillium taxi is the source of this 1548-nucleotide messenger RNA. Its product is annotated as lanthionine synthetase C family protein. Bases 1 to 1548 code for a protein of 515 amino acids. The transcript is spliced from 4 exons. Lineage: Eukaryota; Fungi; Ascomycota; Eurotiomycetes; Eurotiales; Aspergillaceae. Gene Ontology annotation, biological process: peptide modification; carbohydrate metabolic process. Gene Ontology annotation, cellular component: plasma membrane. The record is from RefSeq and is a predicted model, not a curated record.
AUGACGGAUCAUCUACCCCGGUACCAUCAAAACACAUUGACUCUUCUACCCAUCAAUACAGCCACCCUCUCAAAGUCUCUUGAAGAGCUGCGGUUCGCAGUUCGCAAUGGAGCUGAUUUAAUUAGCUCAAACGACUCUAUUCAUGGUCAAUGGGAAUCUGGUGGCAUAUUUAAACAUUUCCCAGGAAUUGCUCUUGCAUUCUUAAGACUUGACUACCAAUCCUCGGUACUGGAAGGUGAAAAAGGUUCCUCGAGGGAUUAUCGCCAUCUCGCACUCCAAAGGGUUCCACCUGGGAUCCCAGAUAUUCCUCUGCUUCCAUCUCGACUAAGCCCUAUGGGCUCUUCAUCCCCCGUGACUGCUGUAGUCCUACGUAUGCUUGCUGCGGUUGCUAGGAAUAGAGGAGAAGAUGAUCUAAACACCAGGCUCUCUCAACAUGAUAUUACCUGUCUUCACGACGCGACAAGCCUAGCACUGAAAAAUGGACCCAUUGUCCCCCAUAAUGGUCGUAACAUGGGCGGCGAUGAAAUAUUGUUUGGUCGUGCAGGUCUCCUUUGGACGCUCAUAAAUAUCCGUGCUCACCAAUUUGAUGAAGAAACUCAAAGAUCCCUCACCCCAGUUCUCGAUUUAAUCCCGGAGCUGGUUCGUGUGAUCAUUGAUGCUGGACGACAGGGCUCGAAGGAUUAUGCAGAAAAAAACGGGUCAGAUGAUGCACAUCCGUUGAUGUAUGCCUGGGUGGAAGGUUAUUAUGGCUUUGGAGCGGCUCAUGGAAUUACUGGGAUUCUCCCUGCCAUUUUAGCAUGCAAACCAGAGGAAAUCUCAGACUUCCUCCCUGUUAUUGGCGACACAAUAACCGCGCUCUGCAAAUUGUGCAUAGCCAGCAACGGCCAUCUCCCAAUGUCAUUCCCAAAAUUUGGUGCCGGAGGGCGCCCCGAGUUUGUCCAGUUCUGUCACGGCAGUCCUGGUCUUCUGCUUCUCGUAGCGACUGCUUUGAACUCUCCUUUACUUCUGGAUCACUGGUGUCCCGAGUGGGAUCAGGCUAUUGAUCUCGCCACUGCGCGUAUUUGGGAAGAAGGAAUUCUCUCUAAAGGCGGCGGUCUGUGUCAUGGUAUCGCUGGCAAUGCCUGGCCCUGGCUUAUCCUUCAUGAUUUUUUCGAAUAUCACUCAAAGGACAUUGAUGAAGCCCGAUACAGGUACUUUCAACGUAUAGGAACUGCAGAGGCACCUGACGCCGGAUAUCUCACGUCGGACUUCUUCUUGUCGAAGGCUCUAGCAUUUAUGCUGCACUCACGUGAGACACGGCCAUAUAACAUUACACCAGUGAGUCCUGAAAGAGACUUCCGCAUGCCCGAUGAUCCAUAUUGCCUGUUCGAGGGCCUCGCGGGUACUGUAUGUGCGUGGGCGGAGACUUGUGGUGUGCUCCAGGCACGAUUGCGCAAGUUAGAACUUCCUGAAGGGGAGUUGGAGAACGACGUUUCUUUCCAGACUGCCCGGCGUGCUGAGCUUGGAUUUCCGUUCAUUGGUGGAAAUGGUGUUGUUGGUAUGUUUUGA